Molecule: messenger RNA, 1557 nt
Organism: Kockovaella imperatae
Lineage: Eukaryota; Fungi; Basidiomycota; Tremellomycetes; Tremellales; Cuniculitremaceae
Product: putative adenylosuccinate synthase
Exons: 6
Coding region: 191-1483 (430 amino acids)
Biological process (GO): 'de novo' AMP biosynthetic process; IMP metabolic process
Cellular component (GO): cytoplasm
Molecular function (GO): adenylosuccinate synthase activity; GTP binding
Source: RefSeq, a predicted model, not a curated record
GUUUGAUUCCGGCGGCGGGAUGCUGCUAUCAAAAUGCUGACGUCAUGAUUUAUCGAACAUAGCCGGGAAUAAUAAAAUGACUCGGAAGUCCGAAGGGAGACGACAAUUGGGGGGGAUAGCAACGAACGUCGAGUAGUUUUCUUCUUUGCUGUUAUUCUAGCCAACUGCGAUUCACAGCGGAGUCUUUCUCAUGGCGCAAGCCCCUGAGGGAGUGACCGUUGUCCUCGGUGCCCAGUGGGGUGACGAGGGCAAGGGUAAACUCGUGGACAUUUUAGCUCAAGAGGCCGAUGUCUGCGCUCGAUGUGCAGGUGGAAACAAUGCUGGACAUACUAUCGUUGUCAAGAAUGCCAAGGGUGAAAAGACGACCUAUGCGUUCAAUCUUUUGCCAAGUGGAUUGGUGAAUGAGAAAUGUACGGCUUUCAUUGGAUCAGGCGUGGUUGUUCACAUCCCAUCCUUGUUCAAUGAGCUCGACACGCUCGAGCGAAAGGGCCUCAAAUGCGCCGAUAGACUGUUCAUUUCGGACAGAGCGCACCUCGUUCUUGGUUUUCAUCAGAUUGUCGAUGGCCUCAAAGAGAUUGAGCUCGGAGGAUCAUCCAUUGGAACGACUAAGAAGGGUAUCGGUCCGGCUUACUCUUCCAAGGCUUCUCGAUCUGGUCUUCGAGUGCAUCACUUGUACGACCCGAGCUUCCCAGCCAAGUUCCGCAAAUUGGUGGAAGGCAGGUUCAAGCGAUACGGGCAUUUCGAAUUCGACACUGAAGGAGAGAUUGAGAUGUACUUGGCUUUCGCAGACAGAUUGAGGCCGCACAUAGUUGAUGGCGUUCAAUUCAUGCACAAAGCCUUGACCUCUGGCAAACGGGUCUUGGUAGAAGGAGCAAACGCCCUCAUGCUCGAUAUUGACUAUGGAACCUACCCCUAUGUCACCUCAUCCGCCACAUCCAUCGGUGGUGUCUGCACAGGUCUGGGUAUUCCGCCGCAAGCCAUCAAAAAGGUCGUGGGAGUCAUCAAAGCCUACACCACUCGUGUGGGUGGUGGACCGUUCCCUACCGAAGACCUUGGCUCCAUUGGUGAGACGUUGCAAGAGGUCGGCGCGGAAUUCGGAGUCGUCACUGGGAGAAGGAGGCGAUGUGGAUGGUUGGACCUUGUCGUCAUGAAGUACUCGACCAUCGUCAAUGGUUAUACCAGCCUGAAUUUGACAAAACUGGACGUCCUGGAUGGAUUCGAGCAGAUCAAAGUUGCCGUAGGCUACAAGAUUGAUGGAGCGGAAAUUGAGGGCUUCCCAGCCGAUCUCGAACGCCUGGCCCAAGUCGAAGUCGUGUACGAGACUCUUCCAGGAUGGAAGUCGGAUAUCUCAAAGUGCACGACAUUUGAUUCGCUGCCUUCUCAAGCCCAAAGCUAUGUCAGAUUCAUCGAAAAUUAUCUUGGUGUCAAAAUCCAAUACAUUGGAGUCGGACCUAGUAGAGAUAGCUCGAUCCAGCUGUUUUGAGCAUACACAGCGUAGCCAAGCUUUGGUGUUGUGGAUUAUAGAAGGAGACGAGAACAUGCAUCGCAUCGCUAGAG